AUGUCGUCUAACACCAACUUGGACAUCUGGUUUGCUGGUGCAUUUGCUGCUUUCACUGUCGAUUUGCUUGUUUACCCUCUAGAUACCCUCAAGACCCGUCUCCAGUCACAAGAUUACCGAAAAUUGUACACGAAUGCCAACGGCUCAACAAAACCCUCCCUGUUCGGCGGAUUGUAUCAAGGCGUUGGCUCCAUCAUCCUUAUCACCAUUCCCUCCUCGGGCGCAUUCUUUACCACCUACGAAACUUUAAAAUACCUUCUGAAGGAAAACAUUCCUCCCAACUCUACUAUUUAUCUUCCUCAACCUGCCAUACAUGCCGUCUCUAGUGCCGGAGCAGAGCUAGUUAGCUGCGCCAUCUUGACACCUGCAGAAGUUCUCAAGCAAAAUGCUCAAAUGAUCAGUUCAGGAAAACGGCGUUCCACGUCUCUGGAAGUUUUCAAACAGUUCCAAAGUCAUCCGACCAGAUUAUGGAGGGGCUAUGCAGCGUUGGCGGCAAGAAAUCUCCCCUUUACCGGGAUACAAUUUCCAGCAUUUGAAUCAUUAAAAUCCUAUUUUAUGCAAAGACGGAAAGCCCAGAAAGAUGGAAAACCUGUCGAUGGAGUACUUGAACGGGCAGGGGUUACUGCCAUGAGUGCUGGCAUAGCCGGUAGUGGUGCGGCAUGGAUUACAACUCCAAUUGAUGUGGUCAAGACAAGAAUCAUGCUAGCAGCGGGAUCUGGAGAUGAUGGUUCAAAGACGGAUGCGAAGUCAAAGCCGUCAAAGUGGCUCCUCCAUGGUGCUUCGGGAUCACGUAAAAGUGGUCUUGUCGUUGCCAGAGAGAUUCUCAAAGCAGAAGGCGUGCCAGGAUUGUUCCGAGGCGCUUUGCUUCGAGCAUGUUGGACAUCUCUUGGUAGUGGACUCUAUCUUGGAUGUUAUGAAGGCGGUCGAUUCUAUCUUGAGAGUACAAGAGAGAAAGAGAAAGAGGGCGAUCACCUUAUGCAAAGUGACUGGUCGAAAGUGAAAGUUGGGGUCGGGCCAAGCAGAUCUCAUGGCGUCGUGAGGAAGAGUGCCUGGCAAGAAGAUUGA
This is a messenger RNA of Rhinocladiella mackenziei CBS 650.93, 1065 nucleotides long. RefSeq lists its product as uncharacterized. The transcript has 2 exons. Gene Ontology annotation, cellular component: mitochondrial inner membrane. The coding region runs from base 1 to 1065 and encodes 354 amino acids. NCBI's taxonomy places the organism in Eukaryota, Fungi, Ascomycota, Eurotiomycetes, Chaetothyriales, Herpotrichiellaceae. Gene Ontology annotation, molecular function: S-adenosyl-L-methionine transmembrane transporter activity. The record is from RefSeq and is a predicted model, not a curated record.